AUUUUUUUUUCUUUCUUUUUCUAUCCUUUUUCUUUUUCUUUUCUUUUCUCUUUUUCUUUUUAUACAAAUUCACAUCAUAAUGACAUCUUUACAGGAACUACGUCAACGACUAUUUCAUCCAUACUAUGUCUUACACUUUGUAUAUGGCUCCUUUCUUGUAUUUUAUCGUCUUUUUCAUCUUGUUCAAAACCGUCCUCUUACUGAUGUCGAUAGUAACGCUCUUUUGUUGAUGGUUGGUCUUGGUAUAUGGAAGUGCGUGAUGGCCUCAACAGCCGAAGAACUGACAAGUGUCUUGAUAUUGUAUACCAAAGUCUUUACAUUGUGGUCUCUUUACUGGAAUGCUGGUAUAUGGAAAACAAUAUCCUACAUUGUCGGAUGGAUAGUGCUGUCGACUAUAUUUCCUCAACCAUGGUACCGUGGACCAACAAAAUUGAUCGAACUGACUGAAUCUUCCUUUCGUAACAAAGUAUGUCCUGUCAAAAAGAAACCAACAUCCUCAUCGUCUUCAACAACUACAUCAUCACCAUCUUCAACAACAUCAACGGUUCCCAUCAAUGAAAUCAAAGGUCCAAGGAUUACCGAAAUCGAUGAUGAUAAUAAUAACAAUGUCAAAUACUGGGUGGUGAUGCUUUAUGCUAAUUGGUCCAUUUCGUGCCUGAAUUUUGAAGCUGUUUUGGCUAAACUCUCUUUACAAUAUGAUGCCAGUCAUAUCAAAUUUGGGAAAAUUGAUGUUGAUAUCUAUACUGAUAUUGCUCAAGAAUUUGGCGUAAGUCGAGAUCCUGCUUCUUUUGAUCUUCCUACCUUGGUCCUCUUUCAGAAUGGAACAGAAAUCAGAAGAUUACCUGAACUUACAAUACAAGAUGACAAUAAAUCAAAUACCAAUGCUGCUAAAGAUACCAUCACGCGACUAGGAUGGAGCAAGAAACCGGCUACUGUGAUUCAUGCAUUCCAAUUGGACAAGUUGCGGACUGAUCAUUCAUAGUGUACAUACCAAUUCCUUUUAUAGACUCUCUC
Messenger RNA from Halteromyces radiatus, 1014 nucleotides. RefSeq lists its product as uncharacterized. The record is from RefSeq and is a predicted model, not a curated record. Gene Ontology annotation, molecular function: oxidoreductase activity, acting on a sulfur group of donors, disulfide as acceptor. The coding region runs from base 80 to 982 and encodes 300 amino acids. NCBI's taxonomy places the organism in Eukaryota, Fungi, Mucoromycota, Mucoromycetes, Mucorales, Cunninghamellaceae. Gene Ontology annotation, cellular component: cytoplasm. The transcript has 5 exons.